Messenger RNA from Prorocentrum cordatum, 390 nucleotides. The record is from the annotation of a GenBank genome assembly. NCBI's taxonomy places the organism in Eukaryota, Dinophyceae, Prorocentrales, Prorocentraceae.
GGAGGAUGGGCUCCGAAUCGCGCCUGAUUUUUUCAUGCUCCGCGCCGCACACAUGGCGCGGUCUAUUUUUUACCCGCGUGAGUCCGCGGAUCUAUGCUCGCAGGUGGGCCACUGUUGGACUGGCCUCCGCAUGCGGUGCCAUGGGGCACUUGGAGGCGGGACCGCCCGCAACGGCUCAUGGAGACCUUGCUGCCAUCAGUGGGCAGGAAGAGGAAGAGGAAGAGGAGGAAGAGGAGCAGGAGCUCCCCUGGAUGGAGCGCCCCGAUGGAGCGCCGACUGCUGGCCGCGUGCGGCCCGCGCACUUUUCUUCGCCGGUGGGCAGGGGGCCGCACAAUCGUGCUUUUUCACUGCCGCUUCUGUCCGGCCGCGCCGCGGCGCUACGAAUCGUAG